Molecule: messenger RNA, 1386 nt
Organism: Penicillium waksmanii
Lineage: Eukaryota; Fungi; Ascomycota; Eurotiomycetes; Eurotiales; Aspergillaceae
Product: Cytochrome P450
Exons: 3
Coding region: 1-1386 (461 amino acids)
Molecular function (GO): iron ion binding; monooxygenase activity; heme binding
Source: RefSeq, a predicted model, not a curated record
AUGUCUUCUGAAAUUCCCCAGCCACCCGGCGUUCCUUUACUGGGAAACAUAUUCGACGUCGAUCCAAGCGACACAUGGAACUCACUGAUUAAACUCUCGAAACAAUAUGGCCCAAUCUGUAAAAUCAACGUCCUAGGCAAGCAAGUCGUCUUCAUCAGCAACGUAGCCCUCCUAGAAGAAAUCUGCGACGAGCGCCGCUUCCGCAAAUGCGUCACAGGCCCCAUCGUCGAGAUGCGCGCCUGCGCAAACGACUGCAUCUUCACCGCAUACGACAACGAAUCCAUCUGGGGAGUCGCCCACCGCAUAAUGGCACCAUCCGUCAGCGCAGCAACAAUUAAAUCAGAAACCAGCUUCGCAGACAUGGCAACCGUCAUCCCAGACCUAACGCGCAAAUGGACAUCCGGCCAUCAAAAGCGCGUCCUCUUCACAAACGACCUAGACCGACUCCUAAUGACAUCCGUCAUGCAAUCUUUCUACAACCAGCGCAUCCAAGUCCUAGAUGAAACCGAUAGCCCCGGUGAAAACUCACCACCCCUAAUCGAAGCAUGGGAAUCCAUAACAAUGGAAGCAAUGAAGAGACCCACCCGCCCCAAACUCCUAACAAAACUCCUCUACGCAAAGAAAUUCACCAGCGAUAUCCGGCUCAUGCGCGAAUUCGCGGCCAACAUCGUUAAGGCGAGGGUUAAUAAUAACGCGCAGGAUCGGGAUGAUCUCCUCCACGCGCUCCUGCAUAAUGCUGACCCUGUCUCGGGUGAGAAAUUGAGCGAGUCUCGCGUUGUCGAUGAGGUCGUUACUAUGUUUAUUGGGGCUGCGACUUCGGCUAAUCUUGUCUCGUACGCUUUGUACUAUUUGCUUCGGAAUAGGGAGGUUUUAUCCAAGGCUCGAGAGGAGAUUGAUUCGGUCGUUGGCGGCUCUACUCCUAUUUCGCUCGAGCAUCUAAAUGAUCUACACUAUAUUGAAGCCAUUAUUCGCGAAACGUUACGCCUUUCGGCCACGGCGCCUGGUUUCAAUAUCGAGCCCAUCCCGACGGAAGAUAAGAGUCCGAUCCUGUUGGCCGGGACGAUGAUAUCAGUCCUGCACACCGUGAAUCGAGACCCGGAUGUCUUUGAGGAACCGGAGAGCUUUAUUCCGGAGAGGAUGCUGGGGGAUAAGUGGGAGGCGCUGCCAAAGGGUGCGAGGAGGGGGUUUGGAAAUGGGAAGCGUGAGUGUUAUGGGAAGAUGUGGGCGUGGCGAUGGUCGAUUUCUACUUUGGCGAGUAUUAUUCAUGAGGUGGAGUUUGAAUUAGCGGAUCCCAAGUAUGAAUUGACUUCGAAUGGGGCUUUUAGUGUGAAGCCUUUGGAGUUUUAUGGUCUUGUUAGUCCACGGGGGAGGAGUCCAAGGAUUUGA